Messenger RNA from Candidula unifasciata, 1044 nucleotides. The record is from the annotation of a GenBank genome assembly. Lineage: Eukaryota; Metazoa; Mollusca; Gastropoda; Stylommatophora; Geomitridae.
AUGUCUGAAGCAGCGACAAGCUCUGAAAUGCUUCUCAGUGUGCAAGAAAAAAGCAGGAAAAUCAAUCGUACUCCUCUUCUGAUACGAGAGUUUGUGAAACUUGGUGAGGCUGGCGGUAUGGUGGAUGUUAACGGAGCAGACAGAAGACAGAAUAAUGGUUACUUGCGAGUGAUGCAGUGGAAUCUUUUAGCUCAAGGUCUCUGUCAGUCAAGUGAUGGAUUUGUUCUGUGUCCAUCCGAUGCCCUUGACUGGCAAUUCCGACAGUUUCGUAUCAUUGAAGAACUGCUGUCCUAUUCAGCCGACAUUUAUUGUCUAGAGGAAGUUGACAAUUUUUCAUUCAUCGAAGGUUAUCUCAGCAAGCUGGGUUUUAAAGGCUGUUUCUGCCCAAAGCCGGACUCUCCCUGCUUGUACCAGGCCAACAAUUUUGGACCUGACGGUUGUGCUAUUUUUUGGUCUGAAUCAAAGGUUAGACUUCUGAAACAAGACAGUGUGAUACUUCAUGACGAUAAAAACCGGGAGACAAAUCAGGUGGCAUUGAUGUGCACGUUCAGAGGGUUAGCUGGGAACAUGAAAGACAAAGAUUUUCUUUGCGUUGCCACUCAUUUGAAAUCUAAGCUUGGCUAUGAUGAGCUCAGACACCAGCAAGGAAAGUUCUUGGAGAAGUACUUGAGGCAGACAGCAGCAGAGAUUCCACUAAUUCUGUGCGGAGAUUUCAAUGCCGAUCCACAAUCCAAAGCAGUCAGCGUGCUAAAAGCCAGUAAUCUACAACUCAAAAGUACAUACACACUUCUGUCAAGUGACGGAGCUGAACCGGUUUACACCACAUGGAAGGUUCGUGCCGGAAGGAAAGGGCAAGCCAACACAGAAGUCUGUCACACCAUUGACUAUCUGUUUGUCUCCGGUAAACAGUUCCAGGUUGUCCAGCUGCUUAAGUUACCCACACCUGAAGAAAUAGGUCCGGGAUUUUUGCCGUCCUAUUCCUAUCCCUCGGAUCAUAUAUCUCUGGUAGCGGAUCUGAAGUUUGUGGAAUUUGAUCACAUAUGA